UGGAAGAACCGCGCACGGCUCUUUUGCUUAAAUCACGUCCAAUUGAUCCGACACUUCCACAGUAAGUGUAAAUGGAAAGAAACCCUCAGUGGAUGAAUGUGACUUCACAGUGCAGACGAGCGCGCGUCGCUAAGCCACUAAUAUUACCGGUUGCGAUUUUUCUUUAAAUUGGAUUUCAACAGUACAUUUUGUAACCUGUCUCAACGUUGAUAUAUUGCAAUUAUUUUUAAAGACUUUACUAAUUCAAAGGCGAUAUGGACACCAUAUUGGACAACUUCGCUUCGGACAAACUUUUUCCCAAUUCCAACCUGUUGGACCUGGAGGAUCUGAAUGAGAGCGAUUUCUUAUCCAAUGUGCACUUCUCAGAUCAGAUGGAGGACUUCUCCAAUGACCUUUUCAACAGCUUUUUCGAUGAUCAUCUGUUGGCGGAGAGGAACCCAUUGUUGGAUAUGGAUCUAGACCCUCCAACCCCUGACAUCCAUGCUGAUCACAGCUACUCUCUCAGUGGGGACUCUGCCCCACAGAGCCCCUCCAUGCCUAUCAAAUCAGACAACGAUGCAGACUUGGAGGGGAUGUGGUCAUUCAGUCAGAAUCUCACAGCUAUUCUAGUGAAACAGGAGCCAAACCGGAUGUCUGAGAACAGCCUUGAUACAGCGCCCCCUCUGGUCAACACCAGUACCUGCUCACAGCCCCUCACUCUUGCCCCCCCACCACAGAGGAACCACACAGGGGAGAAGGGCUCCAAAAGUCUGACCACAAACUCCGUUCCUGCCAUUAAAGCAGAACCCAUAGAGGUGAACCAGUUCCUGAGUGUUCCUACAGAUGAGCACCUGCGGUUACCGCCCACUCCCCCCAGCAGCCAUGGCAGUGACAGCGAUGGAUCCCAGAGCCCACAUUCGCUGCCACCAUUAAGCCCUGCACGCCUGCAGAGCCCACAUUCACUUCCUCCCUCUAGUCCUGCCCGGCUACAGGCCCGCACCUCCGCAGCAAUCUCCUCGUCCCCUCUCCUCACCGCCCCACAUAAGUUGCAGGGAACAUCAGGCCCGUUGAUGCUGACAGAGGAAGAGAAGAGAACUUUGAUCGCUGAGGGAUAUCCCGUCCCCAGCAAACUACCCCUCACCAAAACGGAGGAGAAAGCCCUCAAACGAGUGCGUCGGAAAAUCAAAAACAAGAUCUCAGCACAGGAGAGUCGCAGGAAGAAGAAGGAAUAUGUGGAGUGUUUGGAGAAAAGAGUGGAGAACUAUACUUCAGAGAACAAUGAAUUGUGGAAAAAAGUUGAGACACUCGAGAAUGCCAACAGGUCUCUGCUCCAACAGUUGCAAAGACUGCAAGCUCUAGUGAGCGGGAAAGUGCCUCGAUCCUGCAAAAUCGCCUCCACGCAGACUGGAACCUGCCUCAUGGUGGUGGUGCUGUGUUUUGUGUUGGUGCUGGGCUCGCUGGCUCCCUGCCUGCCAGAGCUCUCCCUCUACUCUUCCUCCUUAUCUUCAUCAUCCUCACACACGGUGAAGUCCGCACCGCUUAACCCAGGUGACCUCUACACCACCAGUCAGGUCCGCUCCCGCAGCCUGCUCUUCUAUGACGAGGGUGCCCCAGUGGAGGACGGCCACGGGGGCGUGCUGAGUGUGGAGAGGAUGGAGAGGGUGCCGCGACAUUAUGUACAGAACCUAAAAGACUACGAGAAGGACCAUUCUGCUGUCGUGAACAGGUACUUGAGCCAAGCACAACCAGAGCCCAUAGGCUACAGUAACACGUCCGCGGCCCCCCUCCAUCCCCCGGAACCAAACUACCACUCAAGAAAGCAGGAUCCUGAGGCCGGAGCAGAAUAUUUCUGACCCCUCCACUUAUCUUUGAUGACCCUGCACUCGGUGACCCUUAUCGUUACAAUCCUGAGUCUUCUGACCCCAUCAUAAAGAACCAACAAGUUUCAUGACCAUGGUCAAACCCACCUAUAAUACAUUCCUAUGACGUUCACCCACGGAACUGUGGAAACAGAACUGUGUGAAAACAAAACAUAUUUAUCCAUUUAUCCAUCCAUAAAAUGGCUGCUGAAACUCCUUUUUACCAUCAAGCACUGAGUUUGAAAGACUAAGAGAGGGAAAAGGUGGGUGGUUGUGGGCGCUGCUCUAUUUUAUAUGGAUGUGAGCCUGCAGCUCUUCAUUAUGCAGGAUGGGGGAGGGAAAGUUCAUGAGUGUUUGUUUUGAUUUUCCUAGAAUGCCAUGAGACUGUCCAUUUAGAACAUAUCCCAAAGAGCUUAUUUUCUUUUAAUGGCUCUCUUUUUAGUAUCUGAAUGUUUUCCGGCAGGUGAAAUCACAGGUGCCUGGCAUACCUUGCGGUUUUAAGCUUUCUUUAACAGGAUUUUCUUCCUUUGCCAUCUUGGCUUUUUUCCUAAUAAGUUUAAACUGGAUUGCACUUGUUUUGCACUAGGAAAACUAAUUGAUUUAAGUGCCUUCACAUUCUUUUUCAUGUAGUCAUAUUUAUAAGACAGCGUAUAUCUAUUUUUCUCUGCUUACUUUUAUUGACAGCUGAUUAAGGCUUUAGGUUAUUAUUAUUAUUAUUAUUAACUUUUGAAAGUCUGAGGCUUUUGUACUGAAUUAAAAUUGUGUCCAUAAUAUAUUUCUAGUAUUUGCAGCAUCCAAAAAUAGCAUAUUUAUUUUAUGCACAAAAAAAGUAUGAUCGUUUUUUUAAUUUUUUUUUUAUUAAAGAUGAUGUGAAGAUUACAUGAUCUUGUUGUCUUAACUGUUAAACAGUUUUUUUUUCUUUUAUCUUUAUUUCUGUGAACAGAAAGUCUUGUAUAUAAAGAGAAAAUGAACAGGGACCAUAAAAUCCUGUGCAUGUCUAGCCAUGUUCAAUCAGAUCUGUCAAAAUGAAUCCAAAAUAUUGGCUAUAAUGAAUUGAAGGAAAGGUUCAGAAUAUAGAUUGAAUGAAAACACCAACAAACGGUUAUCACAUAUUGAAAAAGGAAGCUUAUUUGAAAUAAUUAAUAUUAUUUAGAGCAAAUACUUUUGUCUGAUAAUGGAAUACGUCUUUUUAAUGUUUACCUGAGAGAACUGUUUGACCACUGUAUAUAAUUCACCACAUGAAUACUGGAGUUGAUAGUGCAGUUUUGUAUUUGUAAUGUUUUAAAAAUGACGUUGGUGUUUAGAAACAACUUAAUCAUGACAAAAUAUGUUCAUUUUGUUCUAAAUCAUUUUUCUUGAUGCUCUCUGUCGCUUCAGUCAAAUGUUUUAUUUUUUAUUUUAUUUUUUAUUUUACAGCUUGAGAUGACCACUGAUAGUCAAAAUGUUUGAAUACUUAAAGUCAAGUUUUUUUUAAUUUUUUAUGAAACUUGUGGCUCUCAUAAAGGAAUGUGUGACAGUCAGUUUUAUAAAGGUACUCUUUGGUAUCGCUGCCAUAACACAAUGGAAAACGAAGUGUGAUUGCUUAUAGAAUUAAAGAACUAAAUAAUGUCUUAUGAUCAACGUGAAACUAAAAUCAGUGGAGUUUUAAAGAGCUUUACAUUUUGAAUCACCCUUUAUCAUGGCCUCUAAUACUGUGAGGAUUUUGUUGAGAUUUGAAUGUCUCACACAUUGAUAUAGUCCUCAUGUGUAAUAAUAUUGAACUGCAAAAAUGUUAAGUGUUUAUUUGAAUGUUUCUAAGAGGCUAAAUGGAAAUCUUAUGCCUUCACUGCACAUACUGAGUAUUCAAAUCUAGUCUCAAACCUGUAUGACAGAGUGUAUCCUUCAAAUGUAAUUGUUGCCUUUUUGCCCUUUGUAAAUAUGAUUUAUGUUAAAUGUUGACUGUAAAUAUGAAGGACGUAUUUUUAUAUUUCCAAUGCAUUUUAGUAUGCACCAUGCAUUUUGGGGGCAUGUGGUUUUAUUUUUAUCUGUGUAUGGAUAUUGCUCCUAUUUGUAUCUAUGCUCUAAGCUCCUCUUCUUUCUUGCUGUUUCUGUCUGUUCUAAAGUAGAGUUAGAUUGAGGCAAAAUAAAAAAUUUGCAGAUGCAA
This is a messenger RNA of Xyrauchen texanus (razorback sucker), 3981 nucleotides long. It is a transcript of the gene creb3l1, whose product is annotated as cAMP responsive element binding protein 3-like 1. Bases 255 to 1832 code for a protein of 525 amino acids. The transcript is spliced from 12 exons. Gene Ontology annotation, molecular function: cAMP response element binding; DNA-binding transcription factor activity, RNA polymerase II-specific. Lineage: Eukaryota; Metazoa; Chordata; Actinopteri; Cypriniformes; Catostomidae. The record is from RefSeq and is a predicted model, not a curated record. Gene Ontology annotation, biological process: regulation of transcription by RNA polymerase II.